Molecule: messenger RNA, 2052 nt
Organism: Pieris macdunnoughi
Lineage: Eukaryota; Metazoa; Arthropoda; Insecta; Lepidoptera; Pieridae
Source: the annotation of a GenBank genome assembly
AUGGAUUGCAGUAGUGGUAACUCUGAUUUCUUAUCUCUGGAAUCGUCCGAUUGUGACUCCUUCCAUAGCAUUGACUCCUCCACGCCUACCCUAAAUAAUACCUUAUCCUCUAUUUUUCAAAACUUGCCUAAGCACUUCAAUGUUGUACACAUUAACGCCCAGAGCGUUCCAGCUCAUCACACAGAUCUCCUUACGUUGGCCUCUAAAGACAUCCAUGCCAUACUUAUUUCUGAAACUUGGUUCAAUCCUUCCCUUUCCUCUGGUACUUACUCUCUUCCUGGUUACAAUUUAAUUAGAAAUGACCGACUCGGCAUGCGUGGAGGUGGUGUGGCAAUUUACUUACGUUCUCACAUCCCCUUCUCCAUCAUUAGCUCAUCGCCACAGCCUCCACCUAGCAAUGCAGCCGAGCAUCUCCUUAUCGAAGUUCUUCUAUCCAACUCUAAGCUUCUCCUGGGAGUCUUCUAUUCCCCUUCAUCAUCGGUGGACUACUUUGAUUCCUUUGAAGACACCAUUGACCAAUUUUCUCCCUUAUAUAAAAACACAAUAGUCAUGGGUGACUUUAACACAUGUCUGCUGAAAAAUGAUUCUCGCUCCAGACGGCUCCUUUCUUUAACUCACUCUUACAACCUACAAAACUUAUAUCUUAACGCUACGCAUAAAGUCCCCGGAUUUACUCCGUCACUAUUGGAUCUUAUUUUUGUUUCCUCUCCUCACCUUGUCACUAAGCAUGGGCAACUUCCUGCUGUCGCCUUCUCUCACCAUGACCUUCUCUAUCUCUCCUUUAAAGCGAAGCCACCCAAGCAGAAGCCCACGGUAGUUAUGCGUCGCAGCUUUGGUGGAAUCGACCAUGAUAGCCUACUCAGUGAUGCAUCCAAAAUUGACUGGAGUGGUCUGUACGACUUAGCUAACCUCGACGACAAAGUUCAGUUGUUCACUUCUUCCAUCACAAACCUCUAUGAUAAGCACGCCCCAUUGAGACGUGUUAAACUUAAACAUUUACCUGCUCCCUGGCUCUCUGAUGAGAUUAAAAGAUUGAUUCACAAAAAAAACAGAGCCAUAGCUAAAAUGAGAACUGCCAAAUCUGAUGCGGAGCGCGAAAAAUAUAAAGUAGUUCGCAAUCGUUGUAAUACUCGCUGUCGUGAUGCUCAAAGGCAACAUAUCCACGACUCAGUAUCCAAUGGCGACACCUCAAAAAUCUGGAAGUUCCUCAAAACCUUGGGGAUUGGCAGAUCGGCACAGAAUGUUAUUUCUUCAGCAAUAGAUAUAAACAACCUUAACUCUCACUUCACCUGUUCUCCUGCCCACGAUAAGUCUUCUCUUAGGAAGACAAUCAAUAAACUAGCUUCUCUUCCAACUCCAAACUUCAUGCCUUUUAAUUUCACUGAAUUCACCGAGCGCGAAGUGGAGGGUUGCAUCCAGUCUAUCUCGUCGGAUGCUGUUGGUUGUGAUGAAGUUAGUCGUGCUAUGAUCUUACCUAUCUUGCCAGCUAUUCUUCAAGUUAUUACUCAUAUUUUUAAUUAUUCAGUUACUAGUGGUAAAUUCCCUACUUCUUGGAAGGAUAGUCUAGUUAUUCCUAUUCCCAAACGGCCCGAUCCCAUUAACUUUUCUGACUUCCGGCCCAUUUCUAUUCUACCAUUCCUAUCUAAAGCUCUAGAGCGCCUUAUACACUCGCAGCUUAGCGGAUUUCUGAAUAAAAACUCAAUUCUAGACCCUCUCCAAUCGGGUUUCCGCCCGGGGCAUAGCACGACUACGGCAUUGGUUAAAGUUUGUGACGACAUUCGCCGAGGGAUGGAUGGUGGGCAGCUCACUGUUCUCACUCUGCUUGACUUUAGCAAUGCUUUCAAUACUGUGAACUUUGAAAUUCUGCUUGGGUUGCUUCGCUCUAUGAAUAUCUGUCCAUCCGCUAUUGACUGGUUUCAUAGCUAUCUUAACGGUCGUCGGCAGCGUAUUAAAAUGAAUGAUGCUUACUCUCAGUGGAAUAAUAUAAGUGCUGGUGUUCCGCAGGGUGGCGUUCUUUCACCUCUUCUUUUUCUAUAUUUAUCAACACCCUGA